AUGGACAAGGAGGAGGUCAGACAGCAAAUAGCAUUGACUGAGGCCACGAACUCUAGAUGCAUUACAGCAGAACAAGGCAUUAAAGGCAACAAACAAGAUAAGAAAAAGAAGAAGAAGAACAUGCCUAUGGUGAAGAAUCACCGCAAGUCGAGCAAGGCUGGUGUCGCAAAUUGCAGCAGCGUAAAGUGCGUACAAGGUGUGAACAAGGCAGCAACAAUUGGAGUGAAGUUCACAUUGGCCAAGCCAUCCAAGGCACAACUCGCAAACUCCACAAAAUCAACCAGAAAUCCUGAAUGCCCUGAGGAUGUCAGAGAAGCCAAGAGGAUUAACAGAAGGAUUGAGCAGGCCGUUGAGAUGGGAGAUAUCAGUAAUGUGCCACUGCCAGAGGAAUGGGAGAAUGACAAGAACCUUGGUUCAGAGAGCGAGAGCCACUUCAGGCUCCCCCCUCAUGGUACCUCUUAG
This is a messenger RNA of Laetiporus sulphureus 93-53, 462 nucleotides long. RefSeq lists its product as uncharacterized. The record is from RefSeq and is a predicted model, not a curated record. Bases 1 to 462 code for a protein of 153 amino acids. Lineage: Eukaryota; Fungi; Basidiomycota; Agaricomycetes; Polyporales; Laetiporaceae. The transcript has 2 exons.